Messenger RNA from Vanderwaltozyma polyspora DSM 70294, 1830 nucleotides. Its product is annotated as aldehyde dehydrogenase family protein. The transcript has a single exon. Gene Ontology annotation, molecular function: aldehyde dehydrogenase (NAD+) activity. The record is from RefSeq and is a predicted model, not a curated record. The coding region runs from base 1 to 1830 and encodes 609 amino acids. NCBI's taxonomy places the organism in Eukaryota, Fungi, Ascomycota, Saccharomycetes, Saccharomycetales, Saccharomycetaceae.
AUGAGUUCAUUCGUUAUUGAUACAAUUAAGAAUCAAUCCAGUUUGGUUACUUUAACCGUAGGAUUGAUUACUUGUUAUAUUUUAUACAGUUGGUCUGGUUGUUGUGGUGGUGCUUCCUAUAAUGUUAAACCUGUUCAAUUCUCAAUCCCAAUUCCUGAGCAAGCUAAAGAAGGUUGGAAAGGAGAAACUGCAAAGACUACUGAUAUCUAUGAUUUAUCUCAACCUGGCAAGAUUCAAUCCCAUUGUCCUGCUACUGGCCAAUAUCUAGGUUCAUUCCGUUCUAAAACUGUCAAAGACAUCGAUGAAAUGCUUUCAAAUGCUGAAUCUGCUCAAAGAAACUGGUCAAAAUCUUCUUUUGAAAGAAGAAUUAGAUUCUUGGUCACUUUGGAGGACUACAUCUUGAAGAAUCAAGAUCUAAUUGCUCGUGUUGCCUGUAGAGAUUCUGGUAAGACUAUGUUGGAUGCUUCAAUGGGUGAAAUUUUAGUCACUUUAGAAAAGAUUAAAUGGAUUGUUAAACAUGGUGAAAAGGUUUUGAAGCCAUCAAGACGCCCAGGUCCAACAAACUUCUUCAUGAAGUUUUAUAAAGGUGCUGAAAUUCGUUAUGAACCAUUAGGUGUCAUUAGUUCAAUUGUCUCUUGGAACUAUCCUUUCCAUAAUUUAUUAGGUCCAAUUAUUGCUGCCCUUUUCACUGGUAAUGCCAUCGUAAUGAAAUGUUCAGAACAAGUUGUCUGGUCUUCUGAAUUCUUUACUGAUUUAGUUCGUGAAUGUUUAAUUGCCUGUGGUGAAGACCCUAACCUAGUUCAAUUGUGUUAUUGUUUACCACCAACUGAAAUUGAUAAUGCCGCCAAUUAUUUCACUUCUCAUCCUGGUUUUAAACAUAUUACUUUCAUCGGUAGUCAACCUGUUGCUCAUCACAUCUUGAAAUGUGCUGCUCAGUCUCUGACCCCAGUAGUUGUCGAAUUAGGUGGUAAAGAUGCCUUUAUUGUCUUGGAUUCUGUCACUAAAUUGGAAGCUCUAUCUUCAAUUAUCUUACGUGGUACUUUCCAAUCUUCUGGUCAAAACUGUAUUGGUAUUGAAAGAGUAAUCGUUAGUCAAAAGAAUUAUGAUAAAUUGGUUAAAAUCAUCGAUGAUCGUAUGACAAAGGACCCAAUGCGUUUAGGGUCAGAUAUCGAUCGUGUUAAAGAUGUUGAUAUGGGUGCUAUGAUUUCAGACAACAGAUUCCAAGAAUUAGAAAAUUUGGUUAACGACGCUGUUGCCAAAGGUGCAAGAUUAUUACAUGGUGGUUCCCGUUAUGAAAACCCUGACUUCCCUCUAGGUCAUUAUUUCCAACCAACUGUAUUAGUAGAUGUUACUCCAGAUAUGAAGAUUGCUCAAAAUGAAGUCUUUGGUCCAAUUUUAGUUAUGAUGAAGGCUAGCGACACUAAUGAUUGUAUCCAAUUAGCCAACUCUGCUCCAUUUGGUUUGGGUGGUUCUGUAUUUGGUGCUGAUACUACUGAAUGUAAUUAUGUUGCCGACAGAUUACAAACCGGUAAUGUCGCCAUUAAUGAUUUUGCUACAUUUUACGUCUGCCAGUUGCCGUUCGGUGGUAUUAAUGGUUCUGGUUAUGGUAAAUUUGGUGGUGAAGAAGGUUUAUUAGGUCUAUGUAAUGCCAAAAGUAUUUGUUUCGAUACAUUGCCAUUUGUAUCCACCCAAAUCCCACCUCCAUUGGAUUACCCAAUUAAGAGUAACAAAAGAGCUUGGUUAUUCGUCAAGAGUUUCAUCACUGGUGCCUAUACAAAUUCUAUAUGGGAACGUAUCAAAUCUCUAAUCUCAUUAGCCAAAAAUUCUUAA